Molecule: messenger RNA, 1485 nt
Organism: Coniosporium apollinis CBS 100218
Lineage: Eukaryota; Fungi; Ascomycota; Dothideomycetes
Exons: 11
Coding region: 1-1485 (494 amino acids)
Biological process (GO): transmembrane transport
Cellular component (GO): membrane
Molecular function (GO): transmembrane transporter activity
Source: RefSeq, a predicted model, not a curated record
AUGGAGGAGACCGAAUUCAAGCACUUCCACCUCCACGGCGAUGAGGUUGUGCCAGUCAAGUCGUAUGCUGAGCCCGAGCCCGAAUGGACUCCGGAGGAAGAGAAGGCUGUCAGACGGAAGCUAGACUAUCGCAUUGUCCCUGUGGUGACGCUGCUGUAUCUACUGUGUUUCAUUGACAGAGCCAACAUCGGAAAUGCGAGGAUCAUGGGUAUGAGAGAGGACCUCGCUCUCGUAGGCUAUCGCUUUAAUUGGGCGUUGAGUAUAUUCUAUGUUACAUACAUGCUGGUUGAAAUACCAAGCAACAUUAUCUUGAAGAAGGUCGGACCACGUUUCUGGAUUCCGUUCCUUGUCGGCGGGUUUGGGCUCGUGUCAAUAUGCACCGCCUUCGUGAAGAGCUGGAGCCAAUUAAUGGUUGCAAGAGCGUUCUUGGGCAUCUUCGAGGGCGGCACCAUGCCUGGCAUCGCCUUCUUCCUGAGCUGCUUCUACCGCCGAGAGGAGUUGCUCUUUCGGAUUGGUAUCUUUGUUUCCGGGAGUUCCAUGGCCGGUGCUUUUGGAGGUUUGCUAGCCACUGGGCUAUCAUCGAUACCACGCUGGGGCGUCGCUGCUACGCCUAUCUAUAGGUGGCGGAACAUCUUCUUUUUCGAGGGACUGUUCACCGUACUCGUAUCCUUAGCAGCUCCCUUCUUUAUGCCCACUAGGCCGGAAGACUGCUUUUUCCUCAACGCUAGGGAACGCAUGAUUGCAGCCGAGAGACUCGUGCGGGAGCACAAGGCCAAUCCCCACGAGAACGUCAAAAUGCAUCACGUCAAGCGUGCCGUCUUCAACAUAAACAACCUAGUCUGCUGUGGAGGCUUCUUCUUGAUCAAUAUCACCGUGCAGAGCUUCUCCCUUUUCUUGCCAACCAUCCUGAACGAUCUUGGAUGGACAGCCACCAGGGCUCAGCUGUACUCCGUCCCUCCCUAUGUUUGUGCCGCCACCAUAUCCAUCCUCAUCGCCUUCAUCAGCGACAAGACCCGCCUCCGCGGUGUCUACCUCGCCGGCUUCUCGAUCCUAACGAUCAUCGGCUUUGCCAUCCUUCGCACUUCCGGUUCUGCCAACAUUAAAUAUAUGGCCGUCUUCUUUUCCGCUAUCGGCGCGUUUCCUGGCGGGCCCGGCUUCCUUGCUUGGGGUCUGAACAACUCUGCUGGCCCUGCCGUUCGCGCCGUAACAGGCGCCUACAUCGUCUCCAUCGGCACGCUAGGCGCGAUCGUCGCUACAUGGACCUACAUCGUCACCGACGCUCCUCUCUACCACACUGGCCACUCCAUCAAUAUAGGCGCCCAAGCCGCCGUCUUUGUCCUCGUAUGCGGUGGCGUCGCUUAUAUAGUUUACGAGAACAAGCUGCGUGCCCGCGGCGGCCGAGAUCACCGGUUGAAGGAGAAUAUGACGCAUCAGGAGGAGGCGGAUCUAGGGUAUAGGCAUCCUGAGUUCAGAUACAUUCCGUGA